ACCAUAAGUCCAAGUACACCAGGCUGAACGACCCCAAUUUUUUUGCCAAGAGGGAAUUCUCCUUCACUUGUAAGAAGAAUGAUCAAGGGAAAGAAGAAAUCUAUAUGAGAUGGCUGUCCUUUAACAACGCGGAGGAAUUCAAGGAAAAACUGCUGUCCAACUUUGUGCCAAUCAAAUUUGAUAUCGGUGCAGUGUACAACUACCCAGUUUAUCAGAAGGAUCAAAAGGGCGACAUAUUUCACCCCGUUCAAAAGGAACUUAUAUUUGAUAUUGAUAUGAACGACUAUGACGACAUCAGAACUUGCUGUAACGAUAAGAAGGUGUGCAAAUUAUGCUGGAAAUUCUUAACUAUAGCAAUAGUACUUCUCGACACGGCAUUGCGCGAAGAUUUUGCGCUUCAAAACAUUUUGUGGGUCUACUCAGGAAGAAGAGGAAUACAUUGUUGGGUCUGUGACGAAUCUUGCCGCCACUUCACAACUGACGCCAGAGCUGCCCUCGCAGACUAUUUGAAUAUCCUAUCGGGUUCGGAUACUAAGAAGAAGAAGGUUUCCAUAUGGGGCAAGGAAAAAUAUCCUAUGAUUGAGAGAGCAUUUGAAAUAUGCUACAAGUACUUCGACAUCCUCAUGGAGGAACAGGACUUCUUCAAGAAGGGGUCUCCCCACGUAAACAAGAUAAUUGAUUACCUACCCUACACGACGGCGAAAAACGUAGACCCUACGAAAAGCGCCAAAGUGAACGAAUUCAAAGAGUUCAUCGAUAAGAACAAUUUCAACUCGAAGGAACUUUUCGAAAAAUUGAGUUCAAUCUAUGGGUUCCUAACGCCCGCCAAAUAUUUUAAGAAGAAAGAUUCGAAUGCGAAUACAGUUAUACCCUCAUACAUCAAAGAACUGGUUUUUCAUUUCACGUACCCACGACUUGAUAUUAACGUCAGCAAAGAAAUAAACCAUCUGCUCAAAAGCCCCUUUUGCAUUCACAACGGCACAGGAAGAGUGUGCGUUCCACUGAAUAUAAAAAAUAUAGACAAUUUCAAUCCCCAGUUGGUACCCACACUAAAAUUACUGCGGGAACAAUAUGAUGACCCUCAAAAUGCCCACGGUAAAUCACCUAAUGAAGAUAAUUUCGAAAUGCAAUACAUGAUCGAACAACUUAAGAGCAUGAUAACGAACUGA
This is a messenger RNA of Plasmodium fragile, 1169 nucleotides long. Its product is annotated as DNA primase small subunit. Lineage: Eukaryota; Apicomplexa; Aconoidasida; Haemosporida; Plasmodiidae. Gene Ontology annotation, cellular component: alpha DNA polymerase:primase complex. The record is from RefSeq and is a predicted model, not a curated record. The annotation marks the transcript as partial. Gene Ontology annotation, biological process: DNA replication, synthesis of primer. The transcript has 12 exons.